AUGAGGCUCUUGAGAUACUACUCGAUUCUCCCCAAACCCAACCUAGAGAUCAGGUCUAUCAUCACCAACAAGGAUGCCUACAAAGACUCCAUUCUUAAACGAGAGACCAAAAAUCUUCUACACAACCUCGAGACUGUGGCCUCCCAGAGACCCCAGGAACUCGAGCUCAUCGCUCGCCUAAACAGUUUGAAACACAAAAGAGCCCAAAUCACAAAGUCCAUCACUCCCGAGAACAAACAAACGGUGCUCCCACAACUUGCAGACAUCAAGAAAUCCAUCAAAAGUCUCGAACCGAAGGUCGACGAGCUUUCAGCAACAGUUUUGGCCAACGCUGAGGCUCUUCCAAAUCUCAUUGACCCAUCUGUCAAACUGCACCAACAGGUGGUGGAGUACCUCAACGUCCUCGAGACCGAGAUACCAUCACCUCUACCCGAAGAUGAUGAGACUCUUCGAGUAUUCGACCACAAAACCAUUGGAGAAAGAAAGGGAAUAUUUGAAUUUGCCAAAGCUUCAAAGAUUUCGGGGUCUUCGUGGUACUACUUGGUUGGUGACGGGGCGUUGCUUGAAAAUGCCUUGGUUCAGUACGCGUUGGCACAGGCCACCCACCACCACUACCAAUUUGUCAUUCCGCCCACAAUUGUGAAGAACGAAGUCAUCAAAGCGUGUGGGUUCAAGCCCAAAGAUCAGCAUAACGAGCAACAAAUCUAUGAAAUCAGCGACAGCGACUCAUCAUUGAUCGGAACAUGUGAGAUUCCUCUCGCUGGGUACCAUGCCAAUAUCAACUUCCAGGUGUCUGAGCAGUUUCCCAAAAAAUACGUGGGUCUAUCACGGUCUUUCAGAGCUGAGGCCGGUUCGAGAGGAAGAGAUACCAAGGGGUUGUACCGAGUCCACGAAUUCACCAAGUUGGAGUUGUUCCACUAUACGACGCCCGAAUCGUCUGCGCUCGAAUUGGAGCAGUUGAUGGAGUUCCAGAAGAGUCUAAUCAAGAACUUGGGAUUGAAGGCCAAAGUCAUCAAUAUUCCCUAUAACGACUUGGGAGCCCCCGCGUACAAGAAGUACGACAUCGAGGCGUGGAUGCCGGGAAGGAAUAGCUGGGGCGAGUUGACUAGUUCUUCCAAUUGCACAGACUACCAGUCUCGGAGACUUAAUAUUCGAUACUUUGACCAGGAAAAGAACCUCAAGUAUGUGCACACGUUGAACGGAACGGCUAUGGCGGUGCCUCGGGUGAUUGUGGCAAUUGUGGAACAAAACUACGAUCCGGUCACCGAUCAAAUCAAAAUCCCCGACGUGCUUGUCCCAUUGAUGGGUAAAAAAUAUAUAUAG
Molecule: messenger RNA, 1323 nt
Organism: Yamadazyma tenuis ATCC 10573
Lineage: Eukaryota; Fungi; Ascomycota; Pichiomycetes; Serinales; Debaryomycetaceae
Gene: DIA4
Product: putative serine--tRNA ligase
Biological process (GO): mitochondrial seryl-tRNA aminoacylation
Cellular component (GO): mitochondrion
Molecular function (GO): ATP binding; serine-tRNA ligase activity; tRNA binding
Source: RefSeq, a predicted model, not a curated record